Molecule: messenger RNA, 2971 nt
Organism: Zingiber officinale
Lineage: Eukaryota; Viridiplantae; Streptophyta; Magnoliopsida; Zingiberales; Zingiberaceae
Product: probable LRR receptor-like serine/threonine-protein kinase At1g05700
Exons: 13
Coding region: 1-2763 (920 amino acids)
Biological process (GO): protein phosphorylation
Molecular function (GO): protein kinase activity; ATP binding
Source: RefSeq, a predicted model, not a curated record
AUGGUUGACCUCCAAGAUUGGCCUCUUCAAAUGCUUCUCCUCAACUUCUAUCGGCAUCAUCAGAAGAUGAAGAAGAAACAGAGCUACUUUGGUUUUGCUGUUCUAUUAUGGAUCAUCUUCUCUGCUUCAACUGGAGUUGAAGCCCAGUCUUCAACUGAAGGCUUUAUAAGCAUCGACUGCGGAACCGCCGGCAAUCGCAGCUACGUCGACGGAAUCACCGGCAUCCCUUACGCUUCCGACGACCGAUUCACUGACGCCGGGAUCAACUACAACAUCUCGGACAUCUACUCCUCGCCGUCGCUUGCAAACCGUCAGCUUCUCACCUUGAGAAGCUUCCCCGACGGCGCUCGGAACUGCUACACCCUGAAGCCGCUCGUCAGGGGGCAGAAAUACCUGGUCAGGGCCGCGUUCCUGUACGGGAACUACGACGGAGAGGACAACGCUAGCACCGGAAGGCCGCUGCAGUUCGACCUCCACCUGGGCGUCGACCUGUGGCUGCGCGUCAACGUCAGCGGCCCGUCGAACUUGACGAUGGCGGAGGCGUUGUUCGUGGCGGCGGCGGAGUUCGCGUGGGUUUGCCUGGUGAACACCGGCGGUGGCGUUCCGUUCGUCUCGUCGCUGGAGUUGAGGCCUCUCAAAGCGUGGCUUUAUUCGAACGUCACCGCCGACCAGCCGCUGGUUCUUUACCGGCGGCUCAACCUGGGCGGGACCACUUUAGUAAGGUAUCCUGACGACGCAUACGACCGUCUCUGGGAGCCGUUCCAGGCGCCCUUUUGGGGAACAAUCUCCACCACGUCGCCGAUCGUCUCCACCGAUGGCGAUCAAUUUGAGGCGCCUUCCGUCGUCCUCCAGACCGCGGCGACGACGACAGACACCGACACUCCCCUUUCGUUCUACUUUCGCGAUGACACCGCGCUGCUCGAGUUCUACUUCGCCUUGUACUCCACCGAGGUGGAGCUCCUUCCUCCGAAUGCCACGCGGGUAUUCGAUGUUUAUCUCAAUUCCCAGUUGGCUCUCGGUGGAUACGAGCCGCCCUACCUCCAGUCAGACUACAUGUACAAUUCGGAUCCGCGUACCGGCUCGUCCAAGUAUGAGUUCGUCAUCAACGCUACCCUCAACUCCACCCUCCCGCCCAUCUUGAACGCCCUCGAGGUGUACUACGCGAUGAACCUCAGGGUGAAUGCCACCGACGCCAACGAUGUUGAGGCCAUGAUGGCAAUCAAAGCAGAAUAUCGGGUUAAGAAAAAUUGGCAGGGUGAUCCGUGUGCUCCAAAGGAAUAUGCUUGGUUUGGCUUGAACUGUAGUCAUUCACCUCUAAGGGUCGUAUUCAUAAACAUGUCUUCUAGUGGAUUAACUGGAAGCAUAUCAGAUUCUUUUGCUUUGCUUGACACCUCUGAGUACUUGGAUUUGUCUUACAAUAAUUUAACGGGGGAAGUACCUGAUUUUCUUGGGAAUUUGACAUCUCUCAAAGUCUUGAAUUUGACUGGAAACAAUUUUACUGGAUCAAUUCCCAGUUCUCUUCUCAAAAGAUCAGAAGAGGGUUCACUUAUCCUAAGGUUCACCAACCACACAAUUCCAGGCAACACUAGGAGUAAAAAGAAGACAAACACACUUGUUAUUGUGGUUAUUUGUUGUGCUGUCCUUGGGUUGCUAUCGAUACUUAUACUGGCAGGAUGGUUUAUUUGGCUGAGAAAAAGGGGAAAAGUUUUGGUUACAUCAAGUGUGACACGACAUACUGAAGCAACCAUAGCUCAGAAAACUGAACAUGGACCACAUCCACAAGUUGAUAGUGGGAAAUUCACUUUCAAUCAUCUGCAAGUAAUUACUAAUAACUUUGCUCAAGUCAUUGGGAAAGGGGCUUUUGGGACAUUCUAUCUAGGCCAUUUGGACAAUGUUACUCAAGUUGCAGUCAAAGUGCAGUCACAAUCUACUUCGCAGCAGACCCGAGAAUUUGAAUUUGAGGCAAGGCAGUUACUAAGGAUUCAUCAUAGGAAUUUGGUUUCUCUUCUGGGAUACUGCAGAGAUGAAACUUUUUUAGCACUUGUUUAUGAGUACAUGCCCCAGGGAAGCCUCAAAGAUCAUCUCCAAGGUAGGGACAGUUUAUCUAGAACCUUGAGUUGGAGAGAACGUCUAAUAAUUGCACUGGAAGCUGCACAAGGACUUGACUAUCUGCACCGAGGAUGCCUGCCGCCUAUAAUGCAUAGAGAUUUGAAGACCAGCAAUAUUCUUUUAGGUGAAAAACUUGAGGCCAAGCUAACAGACUAUGGGAUGUCUAAAUCUUUCAGCAAUAACACAGAUGUCACCCGCCUUGAAAUGGUCGGAACCCCAGGAUACAUUGACCCAGAGUUCCAUACAACUUACCAGCUUACGGAGAAGAGUGACAUAUAUAGCUUCGGAGUGGUCCUUUUGGAGCUAAUCACUGGCCAACGAGCCAUACAGUCUGGCAGAAGUAAGGUUCACAUAGUUCAAUAUAUGGCAUCCUAUAUUGCCGUAGGGAACAUCGAUGCUGUUGUUGACAAAAGAUUUCGCCGAUCAUUCAGUAGCAACUCCAUAAGGAAUGUUACAGAUCUUGCAAUGCAGUGCACAGCAGAUACCUCUGCCGAUAGGCCAACGAUAGUUGAUGUUGUGAACCAGCUCAAGGUGUGCAUAGAACUUGAGGCUACGAGUGAGAAUGGCACGGACCGGAAUGUCGAAGGUGAAAGAUCCGUCCAGUUUAGCGCACUUGAGGUAGAAGGGUCGAACCAUCACCUAGGUCCAAGAUGAAUUGAAAAUCUCGACUUUCCCUCUAUGAGGUGCAAGAUUCUUCAACAGUGUGUUAUAUUGAAAUGGUGUGUUUUCCUCAGUGUGGUCUACUAUAAUAUUCUGAUAACUUGACGAACUAAAUGAAUGAUUCUUGGUGUAUCAUAUUAUCAUAUGGUUCUUGAAGACAAACAAACAAUAAUACAAUUCAGUAAGAGAUAUUAAAACCCUC